Oryza brachyantha (malo sina) is the source of this 2516-nucleotide messenger RNA. RefSeq names its product TOM1-like protein 3. Lineage: Eukaryota; Viridiplantae; Streptophyta; Magnoliopsida; Poales; Poaceae. The record is from RefSeq and is a predicted model, not a curated record. Gene Ontology annotation, molecular function: phosphatidylinositol binding; ubiquitin binding. Gene Ontology annotation, biological process: protein transport to vacuole involved in ubiquitin-dependent protein catabolic process via the multivesicular body sorting pathway. Bases 330 to 2102 code for a protein of 590 amino acids. The transcript has 10 exons.
AAUGAAGAAACAAAGAGAGGAAAAGUCUUCGGCCGCGUCCUUGGUUGCCUAGUCUACCACCCUCUCCUACCUUUCUCAUUCCUCCUCCUCGCCGAACCAAAAAUUCCUCCAAUCCUACACCUCGCUCGACUCCUCCCACGCAUCCCUCCCGUCCCUCCCGUCCCGGGCGCGCCCAGGAACCCCCGGAUCGGAGGAGGAGCCCGUCUCCGCGCUUCUUGCCGCCGAAUCUUGCGGGGUUGGCCGCUGGCAGCUCAGAUUCGGCGAGGGGGUUGGAGUUCUUGCCGGGUCAAAGGAUUUAGGGUUUUUGUGUGUUUGGGGGAGGGGAGGAAAUGGCGACGGCCGUGGCGUGCGCGGAGAGGGCGACGAACGACAUGCUGAUCGGGCCGGACUGGGCCGUCAACAUCGAGCUCUGCGACAUCAUCAACAUGGAUCCCGGACAAGCAAAGGAUACACUCAAGCUCCUAAAGAAACGCCUUGGAAACAAGAAUUUAAAAGUGCAAAUUCUGACACUUUAUGUGUUAGAGACUCUAAGCAAAAACUGUGGGGACGUUGUUUACCAGCAAAUCAUUGAGCGAGACAUAUUAAGUGAAAUGGUUAAGAUAGUAAAGAAAAAGCCAGAUUUAAAUGUUCGGGAGAAAAUAUUGAGUUUGAUUGACACAUGGCAAGUGGCUUUUGGAGGUCCAUCUGGUAGAUAUCCCCAGUAUCAUGCUGCUUACCAAGAACUCAGGAAUGCUGGUGUUGAUUUUCCACCUCGAGAGGAAAACACAGUUCCGCUGUUUACACCUCCUCAAACUCAACCAUUGAGGCAACCACAUCUAUAUCCACCACCAGGUCAAAGCUAUGAAGAUGCAGCCAUACAAGCUUCUCUUCAAUCUAGUGCCCCUCCUGCACCUGCCUUAAGUCUAAGUGAGAUUCAGAGUGCUCGAGGAAUUGUGGAUGUGCUGGAUGAGAUGCUAAAUGCAUUGGACCACAGACACCCUGAGGGUGUGAGGGAGGAGGUCAUUGUUGACCUUGUUGGGCAGUGCCGAUCUUAUCAAAAUCGAGUCAUGGACCUUGUUAGCAAUACAGGUGAUGAGAGCCUUCUAUUUCAGGCUCUUGGUUUAAAUGAUGAAUUGCAGCGUGUUCUUCAGCGGCAUGAUGACAUAGCAAAGGGAGUUCCUCCUGGUACAGGGGCACCAGUUCCUACUGCUGCUAAUGUAAACCGAGGAACAGCCCCUCCUAGGCCUACUGGAGUUGCAUUUUCCCCACUUCUUAAUGUACAUCAUGAAGACGAUGAACCAGAAGAUGAAUUCUCCGUGCUUUCUCGCAGGUCUGCAAGGGAUGGCACAGCUGCACAGGGUAAUCUGCUUUCUGCUCCAAAAAGUGAAAGGCCAUACCCAAGCCCACUUCUUCCGCCACCACCAUCAUCAAAGAGGCCAGUUUACACAGAGCCAAGCAAUGUUGACUAUCUUAGCGGUGACUCCUACAAGACAGAAAAAGUAUCAGAUGACUUUAUUAACCCAACUGCCCCAGCCAAUAUACCUGCACCAUCCCACUCAAAAACAGAAACAAAUCUACCGCUAAGUUACGAUAGCCGAUCAGAAAAUGUGUCUGAUGACUUCAUAAACCCAACAGCAGUACCCAGCUUCUCUAUGCCUUCUCGUACUAUGAGUGAGUCAAAUCGUCCAUCUGUCAAGAGGCAGGAGAGUCUACCUGAUGAUGAUGAUUUUAUAAAUCCAACAGCUCUGCCUAGUUUUUCUUCAUCUUCAAAUGCUAACAAGUAUGGAGAUUCAGGUGAAGAUCUUCCAAAAGCUCCGUGGGAACCAACACCUCCAACCUCCUUACCUCCCCCUCCAGCAAGGUAUGGCCAAAGGCAACAGUUCUUUGAGCAACAGCACAGCCUUCCUAGUGGUAACAAUGGAGGCGGGUACAACGGACUUGUGAGCCAAACAGAAGGCCUCUCUCUUAAUCAGAGGAAUACUGACAAUGAAAGAGGUGCAUCAGUUCCAACUGCAUCACGGCAGACCAAACCUGAGGAUUCUCUUUUCAAGGAUCUUGUCGAUUUUGCUAAGAACAAGCCAUCUUCCCCGUCUAAACCAGCCAACAGCCGCAGGACUCGCUGACUAAUGGGUGCUAGGGAAGCACUUUGAGUUGCCAAGCUAAUUGGCAUUACAGGUUUAGCGGCUUUAGAGAUAUAUACCUCAAAUAAGAGUUUCAGUCUGGCUUUCAUUACCUUUGGGAAUUAUUUUGGAUGUGCAAUGUGUUGUGCAUUCGACAGUUAGAAUUCAGAGAUAUCAGAUACACUCAGUCAUGAUCAUCCUGGGUGUGUGUUUGUGUAGCAGGAUGUCUUAUUACCUUUUGCCAUAUUUUUUCCCCUUUUCCAGCUUCCUGUUCCCAUUUUCAUUUGCUGUAUAUAUUACUCCAUUUGACAGCAAUAUUCAUAGUUCAGGUUGCAAUUUGAAGUCAGUGAUUACUUACUGUUUGUUUCAGUGUGGUAAAACUGUUAAAAUGGCCAGGGAAAAAUCAGUAAGCUUUAU